This is a messenger RNA of Cynocephalus volans (Philippine flying lemur), 2641 nucleotides long. RefSeq names its product methyltransferase 14, N6-adenosine-methyltransferase subunit (gene METTL14). Lineage: Eukaryota; Metazoa; Chordata; Mammalia; Dermoptera; Cynocephalidae. Gene Ontology annotation, molecular function: mRNA binding. The record is from RefSeq and is a predicted model, not a curated record. Gene Ontology annotation, cellular component: nucleus; RNA N6-methyladenosine methyltransferase complex. The coding region runs from base 119 to 1489 and encodes 456 amino acids. The transcript has 11 exons.
UACUCGCUACCAGAAGCUUCUGGUGAAUAUUGUGUUCCACGGACUCGGAAGAAAGAUUGGGCGGGGGUUCAUUCGCGAUUGACAAAUAUUUGGGGUAGUGAAAAACAGGAGUUGGGACAUGGAUAGCCGCUUGCAGGAGAUCCGAGAGCGGCAGAAGUUACGGCGACAGCUCCUGGCGCAGCAGUUGGGAGCUGAAAGUGCCGACAGCAUUGGAGCUGUGUUAAAUAGCAAAGAUGAGCAGAGGGAAAUUGCUGAAACAAGAGAAACUUGUAGGGCUUCCUAUGAUACCUCUGCACCAAAUGUAAAACGUAAGUAUCUGGAUGAAGGAGAGACAGAUGAAGACAAAGUGGAAGAAUAUAAGGAUGAAGUAGAAAUGCAACAGGAGGAAGAGAAUUUGCUGUAUGAAGAAGAGAUUUACAAAGACUCUAGUACUUUUCUUAAGGGAACUCAAAGCUUAAAUCCCCAUAAUGAUUACUGCCAGCAUUUUGUAGACACUGGACAUAGACCUCAGAAUUUCAUCAGGGAUGUAGGUUUAGCUGACAGAUUUGAAGAAUACCCUAAGCUGAGGGAACUUAUCAGGCUAAAGGAUGAGUUAAUAGCUAAGUCUAACACUCCUCCUAUGUACUUACAAGCAGAUAUAGAAGCCUUUGACAUCAGAGAACUAACACCAAAAUUUGAUGUGAUUCUUCUGGAACCACCUUUAGAAGAAUAUUACAGAGAGACUGGCAUCACUGCUAAUGAAAAAUGCUGGACUUGGGAUGAUAUUAUGAAGUUAGAAAUUGAUGAGAUUGCAGCACCUCGAUCAUUUAUUUUUCUCUGGUGUGGUUCCGGGGAGGGACUGGACCUUGGAAGAGUGUGUUUACGCAAGUGGGGUUAUAGAAGAUGUGAAGAUAUUUGUUGGAUUAAAACCAAUAAAAACAAUCCUGGGAAAACUAAGACUUUAGAUCCGAAGGCUGUCUUCCAGAGAACAAAGGAACACUGCCUUAUGGGAAUCAAAGGAACUGUGAAACGUAGCACAGACGGGGACUUCAUUCAUGCUAAUGUUGACAUUGACUUAAUUAUCACUGAAGAACCUGAAAUUGGCAAUAUAGAAAAACCUGUAGAAAUUUUUCAUAUAAUAGAACAUUUUUGUCUUGGUAGAAGACGCCUUCAUCUAUUUGGAAGAGAUAGUACAAUUCGACCAGGCUGGCUUACAGUUGGACCAACACUUACAAAUAGCAACUACAAUGCAGAAACAUAUGCAUCCUAUUUCAGCGCCCCUAAUUCUUACUUGACUGGAUGUACAGAAGAAAUUGAGAGACUUCGACCAAAAUCACCCCCUCCCAAAUCUAAAUCUGAUCGGGGAGGUGGAGCUCCCAGAGGCGGAGGACGAGGUGGAACUUCUGCUGGCCGUGGACGAGAAAGAAAUCGAUCUAACUUCCGAGGAGAAAGAGGUGGCUUUAGAGGAGGCCGUGGAGGAGCACACAGAGGUGGCUUUCCACCUCGAUAAUGUUUGAGGACAGUGAUCCUGUUAAUGCCCCUCUAACCUUCUUUAUUGUAAUUUGAAUUUUCAGUGGAAGACCUACUUUAGAACUCAGUUCCAGCUUGCUCUUUGCUUGAUUUUCUCUGAGCUGCAGGAAUAUCUUAGCCAACUUCCCUUGCAGUUGUUACAGACUGUCUAGUUUUGUUCAGGAUAAAUGAGUGAUCCUUCCUUUUGUCAUGCACAUGUAAGUGAACAGAAUGGAACAACACAAGUAGCUUCACCUUUGGAGAUUGAAUUUAUUCUGAUAGAUUCCAACUAACUACAAAGGCUUUUACUUUUUAGAAAUAGCUGAGCAGUGAAAAAGGUUCAGUCUGUGGUAUCAUACUAGAGCUGACAGGAGUUGAUAAUGUGCAUCCUGCCACUGAUGCCACAGCAAAUGGGAAGUUGUUUGGGAGGCUUGAUAGAAUGGAGUUGGGACAGGUGGUAAACUUCUCUUAGGUUUUUAACAUUUUCUUGAUAAAACAAUAAAAAGAGGCCAACUUCUUUUUUUUCUUUUUUUUUAAAUCUUAAACUCAGAUAUAAUUUGAGUACUGAAGAAAUCGAAAGACAUGGAACAAAAUCACUUCCUGCCAAAUCUAAAUCUGAUAGGGGAAGUGGAGCUUUCAGGGGUGGGCAUAGGAAAGGUAGAACUUAGGCAGACUUUAAAAGAAAAAGCUCAUCAUUAUAAAUAUUUCAAUUGCAUAGCUUCAUAUGACUCUAAAUCAUGCUUCCUAAGAAGCAAAGUGCUAGAACUCUGGUGUAGACUUGAACUUGGAUUGACCAUCAAAGCAGUUUUAUAUUUCUCAACAAAAUGAAAGUAACAGAAGCAACAACAGAGACACCUGGUUCAAGUGCUUAGUUUAAAUGUUUUGUGGAAUAGAGUUCUUGGUGAUGAGAAAAUGACAUAUAUCUUUUAACUUGUUAUGGAGAAAAUUUAACAUAAAACCAAUUAUAGAAAACCCUCAAGAAUACGGCUUGGAAAAUGGAACUGCAGUUGCUUUUUACUAAAACUAAAUGAUGUGGGGUUUUUUUAAGGCGCUGGUUGUGCAGAUCAGUUAGUUGUAUAAGACUUUUUGCUGUCGUUUAUCUUCCUAUAUUAUAACUCAUUUUUCAAAUGAAUUUGCUGAACUUGGUGAAUAU